Molecule: messenger RNA, 810 nt
Organism: Quercus lobata
Lineage: Eukaryota; Viridiplantae; Streptophyta; Magnoliopsida; Fagales; Fagaceae
Exons: 3
Coding region: 154-363 (69 amino acids)
Source: RefSeq, a predicted model, not a curated record
UUCAUUUCCCAAUUAAUGAUUAUGAUGAUGGAAGACACGAUUCACUAUAAUUAAUGUUUGUUUAGGAUUUUAGGCCGACCCAUUUUCUUAACCUCGUUUUAAACAUUGAUUAGAAAGAUUAAGGUCAUACUUUAAUUUGCUUUGGUGGCCUCAAUGACAAAAGCACGCAAUGCCAUUGUUGCUACUGGUUUAGUAGUUUUUGCAGCUGCAGGCUUGGCAUUUCCCUUUUACAUGGGGUCCUCAAGAAAGCCUGUUAUUGACUCAACAAAGCCACUGCCACCACAGGCAACCUUCCGAGGGCCUUACAUAAAUACUGGGUCACGUGACAUUGGACCUGACCAUCGAACUUACCCAAAGAAUUGAUUAAUUUUGUGAAGGACCUUCUCUUGGUGUACGUAAACUAUGUGCUCAUUUAUGUGUAUUUUGUGUGAAUUGAUCUUUUUGAAUCAGUUAGGCUUUCAGACUGAUGGUCAUGUUUGGAUUCUGGAGUCUACUUGAUAUAACAUUUAAAUGAGAGGGCUUAAGAUUUAUUCUCAUGACCCAGCAUUCUAUUUGAACAUGCACCGACUGGGAUUAUGAGAUAUCCUUUUGCCUUGGGACUGAGAGGUUAAAAGUGACAAGACCAUCACAGAUUUUACUGCUUCAGUUAGACACAAAAUAAAUUCCAAUGAAUCUUAUUCAUAAUUCUUCUAAAGAGGGAUAAAUACAAGUCUGAGCACUCAAUUUUGUAAUGUUGUUGUGUCUUCCUGCUAGAAAGAAAUGUUGGACUUCUGGUGUAUAAAUAAAUAUCUGUCUUAUGUGUGAUUUAAA